GCCCGGAAGUAACCUCCUCGUUUUCUCGAGAUUCCUCCAAGCAGCGCUGUUGGUCGAACCUAAACCAAACAUAUUGUUCAAAUGUUAUUAAUGUGUCACCGUGACUGUUUAAAAAUAGCUUUAACGUUUACACUGUAAUGCCCGUUGCCUCCACUUACACGGCCCCUGUCGGGUUUAACAUGGCGCACGCGGACGAAAUCGCCAAGUUGUGCUACGAGCGUUUCAACCGGCUUCCCCGGAGAGGGAAGCCUGAGCCGGGCAGAGAGUGGACCCUGCUGGCCGCUGUGGUCCAAAUCACCCGGUGUGCUGACUCCGACACAGUUGAGAAGGAGGUUGUGUCUCUGGGAACUGGGACCAAAUGUAUUGGACAGACCGCUAUGAGUCCUAAAGGGGACAUACUUAAUGACAGCCAUGCAGAAGUCAUUGCCAGAAGGGGAUGCAUCAGGUACCUGAUCCAGGAGCUGCACAGGGCUGUGAGUGGGGGGACCAGCUCUGUGUUCUGUCCGGCGGAUCAGCGGGGGAAGUGGAGGCUUCGGCCCGGAGUUUCCUUGCUCUUCUUCACCAGUCACACUCCCUGUGGUGAUGCCGCCAUCAUCCCCAUGAUUGACAGCCAGUCUCAGCCCUGUCCCCCUGUCACAUCUGUAAAGAGCCACGAAGGAACUGAUGGAAGAGGAGGCCAGAAAAGAGAAGCUGAGGUACCAAGUGAAGGAAAACAUGUUAAACGUCCCCGUCUGGAGGGACAGGAGACGGAUCUGUGCGACGGAGGAGACGCAAAACAAUCCCUCCUUUCAAAUUCACCCAAAAAUGAAAAUCCAUCGCAGAGUCAGCCCGCAAAAACACCUGGCCCCUCUGACAGCGCGGGACCACAUCCCCAGGUGCUGGACGUUCACAGGACGGGGGCCAAGUGCGUCUCUGGCGGCCCAGCCGACCCCCUGCGCCCCGGGGUGGGGUACCACAGCACAGGGGUGCUCCGAGUGAAGCCCGGACGAGGAGAACCGACCCGGUCCCUCUCCUGCAGCGACAAGCUGGCCCGAUGGGGGGUUCUGGGCUUCCAGGGCGCGCUGCUGUCCCACUACCUGCAGGAGGCGCUCUACUUCAGCACCGUGGUGGUGGGGGAGUGUCCAUACAGCCAGGAAGUGAUGCAGAGAGCUUUGGUUACAAGGUGCUCCCAUGUGACGGACCUCCCAGCUGGUUUCUCUGUGUGUCCACCUGAGCUGCUCCAGUCCGGCCUGGAGUUCCCCUUCAGCCAGGCCCAGACCGAGCUCCGACACCAGGCCGGACAGGGACGCAUCUCCUCCUGUGGAGCAGCCAUCAGCUGGUGUAAUGUGCCCGAGCGGCCACUAGAUGUCACCGCCAACGGCUACAAACACGGAGUCACCAAGAAGGCCUUGGGCACAGCUGGAGCCAGGUCUCUCCUGUGUAAACUGGAGCUCUUCCAUUCCUUCCUGUCUGUGGUGGCGGCCACUGAUCCUGAAGCACUUCCUGACUCCCUCAGGAGAACAGAGCUGAAGACCUACUGGGACUUCAAACAUGCUUCCCACUCGUACCAGCAGGCCUGGCAGCAGCUGCACAGCCAGGCGUUCCCUCUGUGGCCACGCAGUGACCGACAUCUCCUGCUCUUCCACUGAAACGCCACUCUGCAGCUGAGAAAGUCCUCGCCGGCGGUCCAGCUUGCCUGUUGGGUCCAGCUGGUCAGCGAGGUUUGAGGUCUGGAUAAAUAUUGUCUGGCUAUAUUGGACUCUCCACAGCCCAGGACACCCUGCUCCCUCAUGCUGGUCACAAGAGGUUGCUGACCGCCCGCUCUGUGUCCUCAGAUGACGGUUUUAUUUUCAUAAUGUAUGUGUGAGACAUGUCGUGACUGCAGCCGGCUAGUGUUCUGGUUUUGAAAAACCCAGUGGAACCUGUACCUGUCCUCCCACAGACCAAGCAUUCUUGUGAGACCAACUGACAACAGUAAUGAUCACUCAGGACCAGCGUGCUCACAAUUCAUGUCAGGGUAGAUUCCAUUCUUCACCAAACUCAUUUAUAAAGACAGAGAACAAGUCGGACCUGCAUUUUUCUGCAAAGGUAUGUCCCUCAUGGAAGACGGCAUACCAAAUCACCACAGGGACUGAGGACCAUUUGUUUCAUUGCUUUAGCUCAGCAGAUUCCACUGACGAGUAACGACCCACUUGGGCUCAGCACCAAACAGCAUGUUGUAAGUUACGACCAGGGAGCUUUACAGUGUGUAUUCAAUGUCAUUCACACUCCUCUGCAGUAGAGAGUUUAAGAGAUUUAGAGGUGGUGAUUUUAAGGGUGCGUUUUAAAUGUUCUUUUAAUUGUUUGCAUACAUUUAGCAGGCGAUGCUCAGGAAAAUAACCGGAGUAUCUCUCUGUUCAUUUGAAUGUUUUUCACCCUAUGUAAGAAAACAACAGCCUUUUUAUGUUCACAAAAAGUGUGGCUCAAAGUCUUAAGCCAGGCAAGCCGCUCUGUGAUGAUGUUUGCCAGGUGGAAUGUCUACCAUUGCCACCAUCUUUGUUCAGCGCGUUAGUAUGCUAUCAAUUGCUAAUUAGCGCUAAACACACAGUUAUAGUCAUUUAUUUCAAACAUUAUCCCGAUGCCGUUAUAGGUCCUGUUUUCUUCACAAACUUGCUUUGAGAUCACAUACUGUGAUCUUAUCUCUAGCUUGCUACAUAAACAUGAACGUGAAUUAGCUGCAGCUAUGAGCCAUUGGCUAAGACUAGAACAAGGCAAUACUGACCUGUGAUUGGCCCAAUGUCUGAAAACACAACCAAGAGGGGGUGCAAAAAUCUAUUUUUUUCUCAAAUUAAUUGAAUUACAACAUGCCGCCCCCAAAAAACCUGCCUUAGAACAUGAGUGUCUGUGCAUGAGUAUCCAAUACUUGUUGAGCAUGGCUACACUAGUAUUAUGUCCUAGAUGGUCUACAGGAAGUCUGGGAGAGUAACCCUGGUGGAGACAUCACUACAAAAUCAUUACAGAUUAGGUUACGAACAGGGGUCAUAAAGUGUGAAAGGCAGGGAGGAUAUUAUAAAGUGAAGCUGCAGAGAUGCAUUAUGGGGAAUUGAAUGAAGAAUUUAUAUUUAUGGCAGAAACCAUAAUUUAAGCCAUACUACUUUUGUACUUCAAAAUACCUUUUUUUUAACUUGGCAUACUACUUACAUUACCUGUAAUAGUACGACAAUAUCUCAAAUGUGCAUAAUUGCAUAAAACAUAAACAACUUUAAGACAGUGAUGUGAAAAAUACAUUUUCCUCCUUUUAAUCCUUUGUUCCUUUGUAAAUUGUAAAUGUAUCUGCAUGCUAAAUGUGCUAAAUGUUUUGUUAAAAUCUCUCUCUUCUCUUUCUGUAAAACAAAAAUAAUUUUGAAUCAUCUUGAACUUGGGGUAUUUAUUUUAAUCUACCCAAUCAAAUGUCAUUCUGGGCGACCAGCAAACCCCACCAUCAUAUAAAACCCCUGACGUUAGCUUAUGGGUCCCUCUAGUAACUAAACCACACCCACUUAUUCCGUUUCACAUUACAGACGCUUGAGACGCUCUAAGUGUUUCCUGUGACCUCAUUUCGUGCGAGAUGCAAAAAAGGGUACGCACAUGUAUAGCAUUACUAGUGCGCCGCGGUAACGUGAGCCGAGUGUAAAGCAAAGCAGGCUCAGCAGGUCAUUCUAGAGUCUAGAAUCUAGACAUUCCUCUCCUCUGCUAACUCUAAGCACGUAAUUAACAAAAAUCUGUUUCAACAAAGGCAGUUAUGUAAUGGGCCUUUCCCCUCACACAGAGAUGUCAGUGUGUAACUCUGGUAACCAUAGUAACGUCUCCUAAACGGUUGGUUUUUAGUGCUAGCUGGGCUGAAAUAAAAGACGCACGCCUUCAUGUAGU
Anoplopoma fimbria (sablefish) is the source of this 3867-nucleotide messenger RNA. RefSeq names its product adenosine deaminase tRNA specific 1 (gene adat1). The record is from RefSeq and is a predicted model, not a curated record. Lineage: Eukaryota; Metazoa; Chordata; Actinopteri; Perciformes; Anoplopomatidae. Bases 138 to 1628 code for a protein of 496 amino acids. Gene Ontology annotation, biological process: RNA processing. Gene Ontology annotation, molecular function: adenosine deaminase activity; RNA binding. The transcript has 9 exons.